Messenger RNA from Metopolophium dirhodum (rose-grain aphid), 648 nucleotides. RefSeq names its product ER membrane protein complex subunit 5 (gene EMC5). Gene Ontology annotation, cellular component: plasma membrane; EMC complex; early endosome. The coding region runs from base 155 to 469 and encodes 104 amino acids. The transcript is spliced from 3 exons. The record is from RefSeq and is a predicted model, not a curated record. Lineage: Eukaryota; Metazoa; Arthropoda; Insecta; Hemiptera; Aphididae.
CAUUUAAUGUUUAUCAAGAUAUUGAUUCCUUCGACGGCUUCAAUGUAGGCAACUUUGUGAACUUUUAUAGUUUACAGUCGGCUUUACUUGCAUCAGGGUUUGGACUUAUUUCAAACCGACAUUUUAACAUUACCAGCACUCCAACGUCACUGACAUGUUUAACUUGUACCGACAAAUAUUCGCUCUAGGUAUACUGUCGUUACUACAUGCAGCGUAUUCAGCGGCUCAGCAUCGAUCUUAUUUACGAAUAACGGAACAGGAAUUUGAUGGAUUACCAUUUGAUAUAUUUGUGCAAGGUGUAGUUAGUCUUUUUCUGUCAAUGUAUGGAAUAUUGUACUUGGCAGGAGAUUUUAAAGAAGUGAGAGCCAUUGAAGAAUUGGAAUGUAAGACAUGGGAGACAUUACACAACACACCUGCAUUUUAUAUAUUUAAUCACAGAGGUAAAACUCUGUUCUCUAAUACGUUUUAAUUAAUUAAUGGAAUCCAAGAAGCUGGAAAUGUCAUAUUUUCAGAACCUGGAAUGGUUUCUUUUUUAUUUUGGUAUUUAUUUAUUAUGUUGUGUUCAGAAUUUAAUUCAACAAUAUUAUAUUCACUUAUUUUAAAUGUAUUUACUGCUGCUUGAUUCAAUUAUAACAUACCUAAAUUAGA